Messenger RNA from Fonsecaea erecta, 498 nucleotides. RefSeq lists its product as hypothetical. The record is from RefSeq and is a predicted model, not a curated record. The coding region runs from base 1 to 498 and encodes 165 amino acids. The transcript is spliced from 2 exons. NCBI's taxonomy places the organism in Eukaryota, Fungi, Ascomycota, Eurotiomycetes, Chaetothyriales, Herpotrichiellaceae.
AUGGGGUUCUGGAACCAAGGAGUCCGGUCGCGCUCGCCCUCCCCGUCCCGGCGCUCAUACUACGCGUCGCGGCCGUCGUACUCGCGCAGCGCGUCGUCGUUCUUCUCGGGCUUCGGCGGCGGCGGCGGCUCGUCGUCGCGGGGCCACUCGUCGCGCGCGCGCCCGCGGUCUGGCUUCGUCAACCGCAUCCGCCGCUUCCUGCGCGAGAUCUACCACUGGAUGCGCCGCCACCCGGUCCGCACCUUCAUGCUGGUCAUCCUGCCGCUGAUCACGGGCGGCGCGCUCGGCAAGCUGCUCGGCGCCGUGGGCAUUCGGCUCCCCGCCGGCCUGCAGCGCAUGGUGGGCGGCCGCGGGGGAGAGAUGAGUCGCACGACCGAGAGAUUCUAUGCCCGCGGCGGCGCGAGGGACUUUGCCGGCGGCAGUGCCUUGCCCGGCAUGGGCGGGGGGAUUGGGUCCAGUAUCGGUGCCUUGGCAGGAAUAGCGAAGAUGUUCAUCUGA